Molecule: messenger RNA, 721 nt
Organism: Poecilia latipinna (sailfin molly)
Lineage: Eukaryota; Metazoa; Chordata; Actinopteri; Cyprinodontiformes; Poeciliidae
Exons: 4
Coding region: 53-721 (222 amino acids)
Source: RefSeq, a predicted model, not a curated record
UGUCAGAGAUGGAGAUGAAGUCUCUCUGCCUGCUGAAUGUUUUAGAAACCAGAUGGAAACUUGUAAUAAAACUACCUGGAUAUUCACUGGUCAAAGUAAUAAAGCAGAACCACUGUAUGAACAUGGGAAUAUUCAUAAAGAUUCCAGAACUAAAUCAGACAGACUGAGUGUUACAUCAGACUGUUCACUGGUUAUAAAGAAGAUCUCAGUGGAGGAUGUUGGUCUUUAUGUCUGCAGACAGUUUAAAUCAUCAGGACAAAAAGUAGCAGAAUCUGAGGCUGAUCUGUCUGUUAUUAACAUGACUGAACAGAAGAUCAGUGAUGAAACCAUCCUGAUCUGCUCUGUAUCAUCAUUUGCUGGAUGUCCUCAGUCAGUGAAGUGGCUGUAUGAUAACAAAGAUGAUGAAAAUAUCAAAACCAUAACUCCUCCUCAGUCUGCCUGUUCAGCCACUGUGAGCUUCACAACUUCUCCUCAUGUUUCCACAUCAAAACGUUCUGAGUUAUUCAGAUGUCAAGUUAAAACUCGAGGAGACAUGAAGGAGUUUAGCUUCAGGAUUUCACCUCUGAGAGAAAAACCAGACUUCAGGACAAUCAUCACUGCAGCUGUUGGUUCAGUUCUGCUGGUUGUGACUGUUGCUGCAACAAUCGCAUGGAGAAAAACUAAAGGAAACAAAACAUGGAUGAAUAAAAACACAGUGAGUUUCGAACAAAAUCACAAAUAA